Messenger RNA from Ambispora gerdemannii, 2418 nucleotides. The record is from the annotation of a GenBank genome assembly. Lineage: Eukaryota; Fungi; Glomeromycota; Glomeromycetes; Archaeosporales; Ambisporaceae.
AUGCCAUAUUAUCGACUAAAGGACCUGAUAAAGGCAAUACGUGCCUGCAAAACAGCAGCUGACGAACGGGCCGUCAUACAAAAAGAAUCAGCCACCAUUCGUACCAGCUUCAAGGAAGAAAACAACGAUGCGCGUCAUGCCAACGUAGCAAAACUGCUCUACAUUCAUAUGCUGGGGUACCCAGCACAUUUUGGACAAAUCGAGUGUUUGAAACUGGUUGCGUCGAAUCGAUUUGCCGAUAAACGACUGGGAUAUUUGGGAAUUAUGCUUCUUUUGGAUGAGAAUCAAGAGGUUUUGACGUUGGUGACUAAUUCGUUGAAAAACGAUAUGAAUCAUUCAAAUAUGUAUAUUGUAGGAUUGGCAUUGUGUACCUUGGGUAACAUUUCAUCUCCUGAAAUGGCACGUGAUUUAUGUGCAGAGGUGGAAAAAUUACUUGGCAGCACUAACACAUAUAUUCGCAAAAAGGCGGCUUUAUGUGCUAUGCGCAUCAUCAGAAAAGUCCCGGAUCUUCAAGAGAAUUUCUUUAGUCGUGCAAAGUCUCUAUUGAAUGACAGAAAUCACGGUGUCUUGCUCACUGGUACGACUUUUAUUACGGAAUUGUGUCAUCAGAAUUCUGAGGCUUUAGAGACAUUCCGCAAAGCUGUUCCUUUAUUAGUUCGACAUAUGAAGAGUUUAGUGACAGCAGGAUAUUCACCGGAACAUGAUGUGACUGGUGUGACAGAUCCCUUUCUUCAAGUCAAAAUAUUAAGACUUUUACGGAUUUUAGGAAAGGGUGAUUCAGAAGCCAGUGAAGCGAUGAAUGAUAUUCUUGCUCAGGUGGCAACAAACACUGAAUCUGCCAAAAAUGUGGGAAACUCAAUUUUGUACGAAACAGUACAAACCAUCAUGGAGAUACAGUCAGAACCCGGUUUACGUGUACUAGCAAUUAACAUUCUCGGCAAAUUUCUCACAAAUCGAGAUAACAAUAUCAGAUAUGUUGCGCUCACUACCUUGAAUAAGACGGUGUCCAUUGACGCUAAUCCGGUACAACGACAUCGUAAUAUUAUUCUAGACUGUUUGCGAGACGGUGAUAUUUCAAUUAGAAGGCGGGCACUAGAACUCGCGUUCGCUUUAAUUAACGAGUCGAAUGUUCGUGUGUUGACUAGAGAAUUGUUGGCGUUUUUGGAGGUGGCUGAUAACGAAUUCAAACAGGGAAUGACGACGAAAAUAUGUCUGGCUGCUGAUCGAUUUGCUCCUAAUAAGCGAUGGCACAUCGACACAGUGUUACGUGUCCUGAAAUUGGCUGGAAACUAUGUACGCGAAGAAAUAUUAUCGAAUUUCAUUCGAUUAAUAGUGCUGACUACCGAUUUGAACGCAUAUACAGUGCAAAAGCUGUAUGCUGCUUUGAAGACUGAUAUUUCUCAAGAAUCACUUACUUUAGCGGGGGUAUGGGUAAUAGGAGAGUAUGGUGAUAUUCUAUUGAAAGGCGGUAGUUUCGAGGAAGAAGAAAUUGUGAGAGAGGUAACUGAAUCUGAUGUUGUCGAUCUAAUGGAAUCGAUAUUGGCCGGACCCUAUGCAAAUCAAGUUACGCGCGGAUUCGUGCUCACCGCUCUUAUGAAAUUAACGGCGCGGUUCACGAAUUCAGUAGUAAUACAGCGAAUACAAGCCAACCUCGAGAGAUUCAGCACGAGCAUCGAAGUCGAGAUACAGCAACGCGCUGUCGAAUAUAAUAAUCUAUUCAAGGUCGAGUCCAUUCGACCGGCUAUUCUUGAGAGGAUGCCGGCACCUGAAGUUAAAGAUGAGACGAAUACGAAUCGUCCAACCGACGAUGUUGCUGUUGGAAAUAGCGAAACUGGAACCCUUUUGGACCUGGCUGGUUUGUCAAAUUCAGGAAAGGCUGUCGAAACUAAAAAUACUGUCGAUAUAUUGGAGGAUAUUUUCGGCAACGUUGCAACUGCUGUGCCCACUACAUCCUCUAAAAAGGAUGAUAUAAUGAGUUUAUUUGACAUACCAAAUAAUACAACUACUACUGCUACAAGUAAUAAGGCUACAACAGUUCUAGGCGCCAAACCAGCCAAUCCCUUGGAUAGCUACACCGCUUAUGAUGAAAACGGUUUUAAGAUUACACUUGAUCCCUCAAAAGACGCGAGUAGCCCUAACGUUCUUAAUAUUAUGGUGACUUUCCAUAAUGUCGCGGUUGGUAGCCAAAUACAAAACUUAUUAUUCCAAGCUGCGGUUCACAAGACUCAAAAAUUACAAAUGCAAACUCCUUCAUCAACAAAUAUUGCACCUGGUUCAACUGCUACGCAGCUUAUUCGAGUUGCUAAUCCUCAAAAGACAAAUGUUCGAUUAAAACUUCGAAUAGUUUAUCAAACGUCGCCCGACACGAAAAUAGAUGAGAUUACCGAGUUUAGCGGGUUCCCACAGGAGGUUUGGUAA